Molecule: messenger RNA, 5913 nt
Organism: Ostrinia furnacalis (Asian corn borer)
Lineage: Eukaryota; Metazoa; Arthropoda; Insecta; Lepidoptera; Crambidae
Gene: ab
Product: BTB/POZ-zinc finger protein abrupt
Exons: 15
Coding region: 479-2482 (667 amino acids)
Biological process (GO): regulation of transcription by RNA polymerase II
Cellular component (GO): nucleus
Molecular function (GO): protein binding
Source: RefSeq, a predicted model, not a curated record
CAUUUCCCGACGGGUGCAAGGCGCAGGCGGUGCGGGUCGGGGGGAGGGUGCAUGCGAUGAUGGACAUCGUAUUGAUUUCUAUCUGGCCGCUCCUCCCUUAUUGUGGCGGUGCAGGGCGGCAUCGAUCGCUGCACCCUCUAAAUUAACAGAACGCAAUCGAUGCAGUGGACGUGACCGUGUGUGUGCUAACUGAACUGUUCUCGCGUCACGUGGUUGUAAAUAAACAAAACACUAAACUGAACGCGAUUCGUAAUUCAAAAACAAAAGAGACGCACAAAUAAAACAAAAAAGGAUCGCGCGCCGUGGAAAAAGAAGAAAUUGGAGAGAAAAAAGAAAAAAGGAAGGAGGUUGGAGUGUGUUUCGGUAGUCAGUCAGCAAAGUGGCGGCAACAGUGGGCGCGCGCGUGGAAUGCGCGGGCGUCGACGCGUACAGCGCUCGCGCACGCCCCGACACGGUGCCGCCCUCGGAGCACCCGGCCAUGGCGACCGACACCGGCGGCGCCGCGGCCGGCGGCGAGCAGCAGUACUCGCUGCGCUGGAACGACUUCCACUCGGCGAUGGUGUCGUCGUUCCGGCGCCUGCGCGAUGAGGAGGACUUCGUGGACGUCACCCUCGCCUGCGCCGGGGCUACCUUCACCGCGCACAAGGUGGUGUUAUCAGCGUGUAGUCCGUACUUCCGAAGACUGCUGAAAGCGAAUCCUUGUCAACACCCUAUUGUUAUCUUGCGGGACGUUCACGACAAAGACAUGGAAAGCUUACUCAGGUUUAUGUACCAAGGGGAAGUGCACAUCGGCCAGGAACAGCUAAAAGAGUUUCUAAGAGCGGCUCAGCUACUGCAAGUUCGAGGUUUAACUGAUGUACCAGCGCCAGCCCCAAUCCCCACAUUGGAUCAGAAAGCUUCACCAUCGGCGUCAUCUUGGACAGAGACAGGCAGCGGAGGCUCACGAGAAGGGAGGGAAGCUCAACCACGUGAGGGUCGAAGAUCAAGGAGGCCGGAGGAAGGCUCAACCAGCACACCCCCACCGAAACGCGCGAGAUCCUCAGACUUGUAUCAGGCACAAAUGAAAACUAGUUAUUUUUACAGGACAGAACAAUUGCUGGCAGCUACAGGCAGUCCAGAACGUUUAGGGACAAACGGACACGAACUAGCACUAUUCGGACAGACACUAGACAACGUGCAAACCGCGCAUUUAUCAGGAGUCUCUAAUAACUUGUCUGGUGAUGGAGAAGAGUCAUCAUCAGACGCUGGUGCGAGUGACACGGAGGGAGAGACGCGUGCCAAGCAGGAACCUCUGGACUACGACGACCCCGCCACCAUGGCCAACACCAACGGAUCCCUCCCCCACAACUUCCCAGGACUUCUUAAUUUGCCAGGCUUUCCCGGAUUACCCGGACCGUCAGGAAUGCCAGAUAAUUAUGGCGGCUGCCGGCGUACGCAAGACCUGCUGCGCGUGCGAGCCACCGACCCGCGCCCGUGCCCUAAAUGCGGGAAGAUCUACCGCUCGGCGCACACGCUGCGCACGCAUCUGGAGGACAAGCAUACUGUAUGCCCGGGAUACCGCUGCGUGCUCUGCGGGACGGUGGCGAAGUCGCGCAACUCGCUGCACUCGCACAUGUCGCGGCAGCAUCGCGGCAUCUCCACCAAGGACCUGCCCGUGCUGCAGAUGCCCACCCGCUUCGACCCCGAGCUGGCCAGCCAACUACUAGCCAAAGCCGGCGUGAAGGUGUCUCCCGAGCAGCUACGAGCGCGCGCGUCGCCCACCGGCCCGCGGCGCUCCGACAUCAAGCUGGACGCCAAGUCCGCCGCCUCCGAGACCAGCUCCAUCUGCGGCGACAACGACAACGACGACCUCAGCCAGUCGCGCUACCAGGACAGCGUGCCCGUGUCCCCGCCUCAUAUAAACAACCUGGCGAACACGACCAUCACGAAGGUGCCUGCCGUGCGCGCGGUGACGGCCAAGGCGGUGGAGAGCCUGCCGCACGGGCUGGCCGGCCUCAAGCACGACGACUACCCGCCGCACUACGGCAACUCCGCCAUACUCGACACCUACAUGCAGUAUUUUGGAGAAAACCUAUUCGGUAUGAACGCAGCAAAACUAGCACAAAUGACAGCUAUAAACAUGGACAGGAAAACCUACGAUGAACCGUCUCCCCAAAUGGGUUCCCUGCCUCCGACACACACGCACACCCUCGCCCACCAGCGCUUCUUGAAGCAGAUGCAGCGGCAGUACACCGAGAACAUGAGCAAACCCGACAUCAUGCGCAACUCCGACGAGCCCCUCGACCUCGGCAAGGAGCGCCAGCGGAACGACAGCAUGUGCGAAAUGGACACCGACAAAAACGACAUGACUGACAGGGAAAUGAGCAAAGACUACAAUGACGGCGACAGGAACAGGACGAACAACUCGGAGCAGGAGCACGACAACAGCGGGCAGGACGAGGGGGAUUACUCCGAGGACGAGCAGAAGAACGCGUCCUCAUGAAAUCCCGAUGCUACGGUAGGCGUGUUGGAUUAGUCGCGUAGACUACGAGUAACACAGAUAGGACAAUGUUUUGUUGAAGGUAUUUCAAACGGUGCUUGAGUGUUAUGUUUUGUGGUCAUUAGCUGAUUCGUUUUGCGGUUUAAUUGUUGACCCGUGGAAUGUCGUUGGUGCCAUUUCCAAUAAUGUAAUGUAAAUUAAACGUUAGGAUAUACGGUGUGAGCCCGCGGCAGAUGUCGGUUUGGUUCUUGUUCAAAUGUUUUGCUGGAUCAGAUGAGAAGUUUAGAAGGCGUGUUGGUACAGAGCUCGUCGGCGAUACUUUUGUUGGAUAAUAGGUUGUCGCAUUCAUUCAGUCAGGAGUUGAGAUGCAAUUGCCUUUAGUGCACUUUUGGGCACUUGAUCGACGUCACAGACCCAUCUCGUCACGUAGACCCGAGUACACACUAGAUAGUAUCGUCGACUCGCCACUUGUUCGUGAGAUUGUUUUAGUAGUUUAAAAAACUAGUGAGUAGUGUUUUGUAUUGUGAAUGUAAGGUCCCUGUCACAUAGUAGGGCCUCUUACAUAGUAAUUCCAUCCAUCUACCUCAGCAUUUGGGCCAAUGCGGCGACGUUAUAAAUAAAAAAAAAUAUCCACACAAAUUGUGAAAUUCCAUCCAUCUACCUCACUUCAAUAGAUUUUAUUUAAUAUUUUAUACAAUUUAUAGAUAUAAAUAACUGUUGUUUUAUGCAUUUUGCAGAUUGCAUUUAUAUAUAUACUAUAUAGAGUAUAUCGUAGGUAAAUAUAUGCAAGUCAUUAGGUCAUUGUUAGUGCUGCCCGUAGAUACUCGGUAACCGUUACUUUGUAUAGAAGCGCACUCACUAGACGACGGUAGUCUGUGUCACGUAGCGAGUAUUACAUACCCUCUAUAUCAAGCACACUAACUAAUACUAUAUUGAUAUCUUUGUAUACGAAAGAACAUGACAGAGCUUAAAAUGUUAAUAUUGUUAAAUAAUAAGUGCGUGUGUUGAGACGCAUUACAAAUUAUACCACGAUAAUAAUUUUAACGAUAAUAAAUGAAUGAGAAUUAAAUUUUUAGAUCAUGUUUUGACAUCUACAAACGUUUAGUUCAACUCCUUGAGACUGAGUAUACCCAAGGAGCGCCGCGCGCAGGCGCCCGCGCAUAUACGUGUAAAGUUCAAAUUGACCGUUGACAAAUCUUAUUGAGCAUGUAUGACAAUGUAUAUAAAAUGAGGUGAUAUGUAUAGUACAUAAUAAUAUAAACAAAUAGAAACAAAAGCAAUAAAUAAAGUAUACCUUGAUGUUGCCUUCGGAUACGUGUAAAUAGAUUGUGGGUAGUGAACGGUUUGUGUUGGUUUGCGAACAAAUAUGAACCUUGUAAUAGUAACAAGAAGGUUUAUUUUGUGGUAAUGAUGUGGGCUCGUUACUUAAAUAACAAUUACUGUGAUUACAAUCUCAAGUUAGCCUUCAAUACUUAUACAUAUUUUUUAGAGUACAAUGUUAUAGUUAUUUAGUAUAUUGUAAGAUUAUUUGUAAGUGAAGUCACAAGAAUAUAUUUACUUCCCUAAGCAUUAGAAUUCACAUUAUUUAAGCAUUUAGAGCAAUAGGUGAAGCAUUUAACCUUUUAUAUGAGAGAUAUUUGACGUCUAUGAAUUUUUUGUGACACAAUAAUAGAGAUUAAAUGAUAAAUUAGUCCCGAUAAAUUAUUUAUUUUUAAAAACAAUAUUAAGGGACAUUUAAUUAAAUUAGUUAGCAGUCUUCCCAAUUAAUACCGAACAGUAAAUAUUUCAAAUACAUCUUGUUAAGUAUAUUUUCUAAGGGUGUAUUCACAGUUACGUAACAGGAAGUGUCCCCAAAGACUUCAUAGACGUGCAUCCUAGUGUAAGAGCUACGGGUUAAUAAUUUUGUUUAGUGUGUUAGUGAGAUUUGUCGAGUUAAGUCUGUUUGGUUUGCGUACUUAUUAUAACCUUGUUGACAGUUUACAGUGUUGCCAUAGUGAUUUUUGACUGUAUAUAAGUUUUGAUUGUUUAGAGAAGAGUGCUUCAUUAAUUAUUUAGUUGGUAUAGAAUACACUUCUUUAUUUAGAUUGCUCUGUGAGUACAUUAUUAUAAUAUUGUUACAUACGUGUUGCUUUGGUUGGCUCGUCUUCAUAAUAGCAGAUGCAAAAAUACUAGUAGAUGAUAGGGCAACAUUUACAUUAUUUUAGUGUGAAUGUUACCCUAAAUACAUCCUGCAACCAAAAUAAUCCGUGUGUAACCGCAUAAAAUACAAAUACGAAUAAAAAAUAGAUAUUUGCACGACAUACAUAAAUAUUAACCAAUAGUCAGUUACCAGAAUGUGAUUAAGAAAUAAAUACGUAUAUAUUUUUUCAGAACACACUCAUUCACAGAUAAAAUAAGUUACAGUGCCAAAUAUUUAAGUUGCAUCGAAUGUUGAAAAACAGACGCUGUUUUAAUAUAAUUAUGGUCAAAUUUGUUUGACCACGAAUCAAACUCGAUGUAACUUGUACGCACUGUACAGUUGUUGACUCUGCAAAAUAUUAUUGUACCAGUGAAACAUAUAAUAGUUAAGACUUUAAGUCGAUCUUUACGGUCUUGUAUAAUACUUAUUUUUAGUUACCUUAAGAACUUUGGAAGUUCGCAUUUAGUUUUUUUUAUGUUUAUUGUACAACUAUACCUCAUUAGCAUGACUGCUCAUGUAAAACUCAUUUUGUUACAUUUCUUAUACUAUAAUGUUGCUGCUAAAUCUGUUGUGGUAUCUUUGUUACAUAAAAAACACGCAACAUUUCAUCAGUUUAUCUUAGUCGUUUUGAACGUUGAAUAACAUUUCUUCUACAAUCAUAAUUUGUAUAAACUUAUGGGAUUUUGCGAUAUGUAACACCCAUGCCACGACACGGCGCGACACAAACGUUAGCGCUUCAUAGCGAGCACAAAUUUAUCUUAACCCUGGUUGGUGUAUUUGAAUAGAUAGUUGAUUUCAACAUUUUGACUUAAUAUUUACCACCGGUAAUUUUAAGCGACUUAAUUUUUUCUGAUUAAAUCAUAUGAAUGAAAACUAAAUUUUCAAUACUCAGUUGAUUGAUUUAGUUCGAUUUCGUGAUCUCGUUAAAUCUUUUGUUUGUUGUCUUGUCCAAUUGAUAAUUUACUAAAUUGUCAUGCGUUUUCAUUUCUUCUGUUUUGUAUCGACGCCAAACAGAGGCGCAGGGAUAACUUAUAUUGAAAACGAGGGUACUUUUACGUUGCUAUAAGUUGCCAUUUUAAUAAGAUAAUCCUUGUUUUUGCACCGUAAUGACCCUAGCCAUACGCAGAAGGUAACGUGUUAAUUUGCAUUGUUUUACGAAUGGACACGCCUUUGCCAUUGUGUACAUUAGUGUACUAGCUGUACGCCGCUUCACAUCAUUAUUAUACGAGAAUAAAUAAAAAUAAUUGUUUUGAAA